This is a messenger RNA of Fraxinus pennsylvanica, 2031 nucleotides long. Lineage: Eukaryota; Viridiplantae; Streptophyta; Magnoliopsida; Lamiales; Oleaceae. The record is from the annotation of a GenBank genome assembly.
AUGAUCUUACAGCCAUUUUCGACUUUGGUAAAAGACCAGUCUGAUUUCAACUCCUCCUAUUCUCUCUCUCUGACUACACGUCCAGUUCAAGUCCAAUUAAGUCUUACUUUUUUACUUUUUAUCAUCUGUAUUAUUCGUGUCAAAGAGAGGAAGAAAUUAAAUUUAUACAAGAAGAUGACGACAAUGGAGAGUUUGAUUGGAUUGGUGAACAGGAUUCAGAGGGCCUGCACCGCCCUAGGUGACUACGGCGGUGGCGACCAGGCUUUUUCUUCUCUCUGGGACGCUCUUCCUUCCGUCGCAGUCGUUGGCGGCCAGAGUUCAGGGAAGUCUUCUGUGUUGGAGAGCAUAGUAGGACGAGAUUUCCUUCCUCGUGGCUCUGGUAUUGUUACAAGGCGACCACUAGUGUUGCAACUUCACAAGACAGAGGAAGGGCAGCAGGAAUAUGCGGAAUUUGGACAUAUGCAGAGGAGAAGAUUCACUGAUUUCGCCUUGGUUCGCAAGGAAAUUAGUGAUGAAACUGAUAGAAUCACAGGGAAGACAAAGCAGAUUUCUCCUGUUCCUAUUCACCUCAGUAUUUACUCCCCCAAUGUGGUCAACUUAACUCUAAUUGAUCUACCUGGUUUAACAAAAGUUGCUGUUGAGGGCCAACCAGAAAGUAUAGUCCAAGACAUUGAAACUAUGGUUCGAUCUUAUGUUGAGAAGCCCAACUGCAUCAUAUUGGCAAUAUCUCCGGCAAAUCAAGAUAUUGCAACAUCAGAUGCUAUUAAGCUUGCGAGGGAAGUGGAUCCGUCGGGUGAUCGUACAUUUGGAGUGCUGACAAAGCUAGAUCUGAUGGACAAAGGAACUAAUGCGUUGGAUGUUCUUGAAGGAAGAUCUUACCGUUUACAGCAUCCCUGGGUGGGUAUAGUGAAUCGUUCACAGUCAGAUAUCAAUAAAAACGUUGAUAUGAUUAUUGCAAGAAGAAAGGAGCGUGAGUAUUUUGCUACAAGUCCUGACUAUGGGCACUUGGCCAGUAAAAUGGGUUCAGAGUAUCUAGCAAAACUUCUCUCGAGGCACUUGGAAUCUGUAAUUAGGGCUCGAAUACCAAGUAUCACGUCAUUGAUUAACAAAAGCAUUGAUGAACUUGAAUCUGAGAUGGAUCACCUUGGAAGGCCUAUUGCUGUUGAUGCAGGGGCUCAAUUAUACACUAUAUUGGAACUUUGUCGCGCUUUUGACCGGAUAUUCAAGGAACAUCUGGAGGGAGGCCGUCCAGGUGGUGAUCGAAUUUAUGGAGUUUUUGACAAUCAGCUGCCAGCUGCUUUGAGAAAACUCCCAUUUGAUCGGCAUCUUUCUUUGCAAAAUGUGAGAAAAAUUGUUUCAGAAGCUGAUGGUUAUCAACCACACUUAAUUGCUCCUGAGCAAGGUUACCGACGGCUUAUUGAUGGAUCAUUAAAUUAUUUUAGGGGGCCUGCUGAAGCUUCUGUUGAUGCUGUUCACUUUGUCUUGAAGGAACUUGUGAGGAAGUCAAUUGGGGAGUGUCAGGAAUUAAAACGUUUUCCGACACUGCAAUCAACUAUAGCUGGAGCAGCCAAUGAAGCCUUGGAAAGGUUUCGUGAGGAAAGCAAGAAAACUGUCAUUAGAUUGGUUGACAUGGAAUCUUCAUAUUUGACUGUUGAUUUCUUCCGGAAACUUCCCCAGGAAGUUGAGAAAGUGGGAAAGCCGGGAAAUCCAGCAGCUGCCAAUACCAUCGAUCACAUCUCAGAGGGACACUUCAGGAGGAUAGCGUCAAAUGUGUCGUCUUAUAUAAAUAUGGUUUCUGAGACACUGAGAAACUCUAUUCCCAAGGCAGUGGUUUACUGUCAAGUGAAGGAGGCCAAACAGUGUUUACUCAAUUACUUUUACACACAAAUUGGGAAGAAAGAGGGUAAGCAAUUCGCGGACUUGUUGGACGAAGAUCCAGCCUUGAUGGAGAGGAGGCUGCAAUGUGCUAAAAGGCUUGAGCUCUACAAGAAAGCCAGGGAUGAAAUCGACUCUGUAUCAUGGGUUCGAUAA